UGGCAGGACAACAUGGAGUCCGGCAAGAUGGCGCCGCCCAAGAACGCUCCGAGAGAUGCCUUGGUAAUGGCACAGAUCCUGAAGGAUAUGGGAAUUACAGAGUACGAACCAAGGGUUAUAAACCAAAUGUUGGAAUUUGCUUUCCGAUAUGUGACCACAAUUCUGGAUGAUGCAAAAAUUUAUUCAAGCCAUGCUAAGAAACCUAAUGUUGAUGCAGAUGAUGUCAGACUGGCAAUCCAGUGUCGUGCUGAUCAGUCUUUUACGUCUCCUCCCCCGAGAGAUUUUUUACUGGAUAUCGCAAGGCAGAAAAACCAAACCCCUCUACCUCUGAUUAAGCCAUAUUCAGGACCCAGACUGCCACCUGACAGAUACUGCUUAACAGCUCCAAACUAUAGGCUGAAGUCCUUACUUAAAAAGGGACCUAACCAAGGAAGACUAAUUCCACGGUUAAGUGUUGGUGCUGUUAGUAGCAGACCUACCACUCCUACUAUAGCAACCCCACAAACAGUGUCUGUCCCAAAUAAAGUUGCACCUCCCGUGUCAGUGACAAGCCAAAGGUUUACGGUGCAGAUUCCACCUUCUCAGCCCGCACCCGUCAAACCAGUUCCUACAACAACUGCAGUUCAAAAUGUUCUGAUUAAUCCUUCAAUGAUUGGGCCCAAAAAUAUUCUUAUUACCGCCAACAUGGUCUCAUCACAGAACACGGCCAAUGAAUCAAACCCGCUGAAGAGAAAACAUGAAGAUGAUGAUAACGAUACUAUGUAAGGAAUACAGUCUAGAGGCCUUUCAGAUGCGUAGUUGGUUUUGAGCCCAAUAUACUGAACUAGAACGUUCUAGAUCUCAAGUUUUACCUUAAGAAACUUAAAGAGAGCUGCAGUAUUUUUCAUAUUUCUGUAAACCAUUAGAUGUCUUAAGGCUGCCAGUGUGUUUUUCAUUAGGCUUCCAGUAGAGAAAGUUGAGCACUUGUUUAAUGGUUUCACUAAUGUUGAGUCCUAGUACAGCAGUUCGGUUUUUGGAAGCAGUUUUCUGCCCUGUGUCACUGACAGGAUGUAAGUUUCAGUUUGUGAGGCCUGAUCAGUGGACUAAUCUUUACCAGCACAGUUUCUCAUCUACAUUACAAUACCAUUUUCUCUUGUAAGGUAAAAUAGUCACUUUUAUUGUCACCAGCUUUUUAAACCAAAUCUCUCAAUUUAGAAGGCAUUUUUGGAGAGGAUGGAUUUAGAAGGACUCUAAAUCCGAUUUUGAAUGUAUUUAAGUUGUUUUUGGUGUUUCCUAACCUCCUACCUCCUCAGCCCCAUUUCUAGCUCCCAUUCACUUUCUGCACCAUCUCCUCUCGCCAUUGCUCUUAAAUUUAAAAGG
Molecule: messenger RNA, 1359 nt
Organism: Pteronotus mesoamericanus
Lineage: Eukaryota; Metazoa; Chordata; Mammalia; Chiroptera; Mormoopidae
Gene: TAF9B
Product: TATA-box binding protein associated factor 9b
Exons: 7
Coding region: 13-765 (250 amino acids)
Biological process (GO): DNA-templated transcription initiation
Cellular component (GO): transcription factor TFIID complex
Molecular function (GO): protein heterodimerization activity; RNA polymerase II general transcription initiation factor activity
Source: RefSeq, a predicted model, not a curated record